UUCAUCUGAUCACUCUUCAUAACAUUCUGGAGUAUAUGCAAAUUGCCAUCAUACAAACUGAGGCAGCAGACUUUGUGAAAAUUAAUAUUUGUGUCAUUCUCAACUUUUGACCAUGACUGUAUAUGGGGAAAACAUUUUGUAAAAUUAAAUCCAAAUUGGAACUAAUGCCAAGCAUUUUAAGGGAGCUCAUUUCAAGUAGUGCAGUUCACAAGAGAGUCUGUUUUUCCGUUUUAAGUAGGUAAUUGCAGUGGGAGUCUUUUUAUAGGUGUACACCCAUUAGAGAGGGCAAGGACCUUAUGUUACUUUUUCACAUAAUUUCAUUCAGUUCAUCUUUAGGAAUGUUUGUUCAGUUCAGACCUUACUAUCCCAGCCACUCCUUCUCCUGCUUCCCACCCAUGCUAAAGGGUCCGAGUUUGCUUGUGCCAACUUAGCUUCUGCAUGAGUUUAAAGUGGAAAUGCAUUUUAUUUUACAAGCUCCAAAAUGACACUCAGUCAGUACAUUGAACAUCACCUGAUCAAUAUCGGCAUCCACACACCUCAGCAAUAUAUUGACAAGUGAACAUACUCCACAAAGUCUUUUGAAAUGUUCUUCCUUUCUUUGUUUCAAUAAUAUUCAGCAAAUGCACAAAGUGAAUAGCUUUUUUGUUGAUUGGAUGCAAGUUGUUUUGCUAUUAAUGAACUUAACUUGCAUUUUAGCUGGGCCUCACAGGUGUUGUGGUGGGUUGUGUGACUGUGUCUGUCUAUCAGUAGUGAAGACAUUUAGUCCCAAGGGCUCUUAACCUAUCAAAAUUCACCCAGGGUGUUGAGUAGGUUCGUCUACACUUUUAGACUUCUUAUUAUUUUAAUUUAUUUAAUUUUAUUGCAUUUACAUGUUUUUUGUGUUGUAUUGCAACUUAGUUUUUGAUGUCAAAGUUUUGUUUAUUUAAUUCUGCAUUUAAAUGGUAGUGGAACAUAGUGUAGAAGGGGGUGGGGUUAAAGGGACAUAAAAAAAAAAAAAUCUAUUUCAUUUUCAUCAUCUCCAGCACCACCUCAACAUCAACAUAUGCGAAAAUUGUGCAUUUUUGUGUUUUGUAGUACAAAAUAUAAAGAUAUGUUUUUCCAAUGACAUCAUCAACCAAUUAGUUGGUAAUAUCUACUCAAAAUGUGUCAAACACCGAUGUCAUUGGAAACACUUAACUUCCGCUAUCUUUUUUUUACUAUAAAACAUAGAAACGCUCCAUUUUCCCUUAUGUUGAUGUUGGGGGGGUGUUGGAGAUGAUGAAUAUGACGUUGAGAAAAAAAACGUUUUCCUACAAGGGUUUAAGCAGAACUUGGGCUAGGAUGGAACAUGCAAUGGUCCCAUAGGUGGAGGCAUGGGUCUUCGGUAAUGCGUUUACAAUAAGAGCAAAUGUUCUAUGUUCAUUUGAAAAUGUAUUAAGUCUACGCUGUAAUACACCUUGAAUAUUAUUGCCUCCAUCUGCUGGGACUGGGCAAUAAUCACAUUGGUUUUAAGAGCAUGGUGAUUUGCAGCCACUUUAAGCAUUUUUGUUAAGUGGAAAUUGGUAGGGUUUGUGGAAAGAACAGCCUACAUAUAUUGAGUGAUACUACCGGUACUACCAUUUUAUGGCCGAAACAAAUAGUUCCAGUGCCUUCAGAAAGUAUUCAUACCCCUUGACUUAUUACAUAUUUUGUUGUGUUAAGACCUGAAUUUAAAAUGUAUGAAAUUGUUUUUUUCUCUCCCCCAUCUACACACAGUACCACAUAAUGACAAAAUUAAAACAUGUAUUUAAACAUUUUAGAAAAUGUAUUGAAAAUGAAAUACAGAAAUGUUGAAUUUACUAAGUAUUCACACCGCUGAGUCAAUACAUUCUAGAAGCACCUUUGGCAGCGAUUACAGCUGUAAGUCUGCUUUCCACACCUAUUUUAAGCACUGUCAAAUUGGUUGUUGAUCAUUGCAAGACAACCAUUUUCAGGUCUUGCCAUAGAUUUUCAAGUAGAUUUAAGUAAAAACUCAGCCACUUGGGAACAUUCACUGUCUUGUUAAGCAACUCCAGUGUAGAUUUGGCUUUGUUUUAGGUUAUUGUCCUGCUGAAAUGUGAAUUAAUCUCCCAGUGUCUGGUGGUAAGCAGACUGAACCAGGUUUUCCUCUAGGAUUUUGCCUGUGCUUAGCUCAAAGGGAUAUUCAAUGUCUGCUUUUGUUAUUUCAAUGUCUGCCCUUCUUUAGGAGGCAUUUGAAAUCCUCCCUGGUCUUUGUGGUUGAAUCUGUGUUUGAAAUUCACUGCUCGAUUGAGGGACAUUACAGAUAAUUGUAUAUGCGCGGUAACACGUUAAACGCUAUUAUUGCACACAGAGUGAGUCCAUGCAACUUAUUAUGUGACUUGUUAAGCAAAUUUGUACUUCUGAUCUUAUUUAGGCUUGCCAUAACAGAGGUUGAAUACUUAUCGACUCAAGGCAUUUAGAAUUUUUUUAAAUUAUAUUUCAAAAACAUAAUUCCACUUUGACGUUAUGGGGUAUUGUCUGUAGGUUAGUGACAAAUCUCGAUUGAAUCGAUUUUAAAUUCAGGCUGUAACACAACAAAAUGUGGAAAAAAUCUACUGUGUGAAUACUUUCUGAAGGCACUGUAUAAAAUGUCUUCAUAAUAUACACCAUUUUAUGUAUGAAGUUCUCUAGCUUCAACCUAUCUGUACUUUGUUCCUCUGGAUGUCUCGGAACCAAACCUCCUCAGAGUAAUUAUACAUGAAGCCUUCAACCUUUUGUCCUCCAUCUCCCUUUGAAUAUUGAAUUGCAAUGCAUUUCGUUAGCCAGGGUAUUAUGCACAAACGGAGCAGGUGAUGACUCAAAAUUCAAACAAGAAAUGAAUCCUGAAUCUCUGCCCUUCAAGUCAGCCAUUUUGGUGGUUAUAGCUGUCCUAUUGGCCAGCUGUCUUUUUUCUUUUAGAAUGGAAGGGCUCCUAUUGAACAGGAUGUCUUCAUUACCAUCUGACGCUCAGCAUUUCAAGGUUAUCAGAUGUACUGUGCGGUUUGCACGUAUAAUAGUUUGUCAAGAUCAAAAGGUUUAAAACCAGGCAAUGCUUUACGAGGGCCAGUUUCCUGGACCCAGAUUAAGCCUACUCCUGAAUUAAAAAUAAUCUCCAAUGAAAGUGCUUUUUAGUCCAGAAAUAGUCUUAACUUGACAUGAUGACCAAAGACACAUUAGGCUUUAAAGAGGCUAAACAACAGGGGUUAAAAGGUGUCUGUGAUAAAUGCCUCUUUCUGUGGCCAAGUGCCUUUCUCCUGUGAUAAAUCAGACUUCCUGAUUUAAAUUAUUUAUACCCUGGAUAAAGAGAUGCAGCUGGGCUUUCCUCCAUCCUCCCUGUAGGUGUCUCUGGGUUUUCUCUUCUUUAAGACCUGGCUACAUUUUAAACAUUUUAAACAAUCAGCCUUGCGUGUUUAGACCAGAAGGCUAAUGGGGGCGUGGUAGAGGGAGAGAGGGAGAUUCUAUCCAACGGUUCUACUGCUCCACAGCACAGGCCAAAAACAGCGGGAUUUCAUUCUCUCCCGCAGCGUUUGCUGUCCUGACGUUUAUUACACGGUUGUCUUUAGUUUCAUUACACUCAAAGCAGGGCAACUCGUUUUUAGAUGAGGAAAAAAAUUAAUUACCUCCCUCCUCUGGAGAGACAGCAGGACAUAAAAGGGCAGUUGUUUGAAAUGUGUACACAACUCACGGAUGGGACAAUUUACUCAGGCAUAUUUGCCAAUGUACAGUAGUCUACAGAAAGCUUUUAGGCCAUAUAAAUACGUCAGGAGGAAGCAGAGUAAAAGCUGUGAACCUUUACAAAGCUGGAGGGGUUUACUGGACUGGGUUUCUUUGAGGCCUUUGUUUCUCCAGUUUCUGUGAGUGUUUUUAAGUGUGGUGAGAGGGCGCUCAAAGUGGCUACAAAUCAUUCCCUGUGGUUCCAAUCUUAGCAGGGCCUGUAUGUCCAAAAAUCUGCAUGAACAGCACAUCAUGAAAUGUGUUUCAAAAGAAUGCGUCAUAUUUAGAUUUUGUACUUGACAUCAUUUUGUAAUUAACUAAUCCUUCAGCAUUUCAAAACCACUGUUCUGUUAUGUUUUUUCUUGUUUUAAAACUGAUUUUCAUUUGAUAUUACAUGGUUGUGAAAAUGGAACUAGUUCUUUUGGGUCUGAGGGAGGAAGUUUACAGCUGCCAUGGAGAACACAUUUCUGUCUUGCUGGAUCCCAAUCGAACUAAAAUUAUUCCUGUCUCUUGCAUAAAACAUUUAAUUAUAAUCUAUUGGGUAAAAUAGCUGCUCCCUACCAUCUGCAAUCAGGUGGAAGUUUGUCUGGUUGCUAGAUUGCGUCUGUUUGCAGAAAUCCAUACAAUGUGCUGUAUGUUCUGAAAGCAUUCCUGUUCAUCAGAGCAUAAAUAGAUGUAUGGCUUUAUCCAUUUCUUCUGCUUAUCAUGGCUACUCUUCAAUAAAUUCAAAUAGUUUAGCCACUAAAAUUAAUUACAGAAAAAUAAAAACCUAUUAAAGCAAAAUGAUGUUCGAUAUUGUUGCAGUCAGGUGUGGUUCCUACAUAUGAGUGCAUUUGGAAUGGGAAAAGUGAGAGGGCUUGUGGGUGGAAUGUAAAGUGACUGGAAUUUCUUCAUAGACAAUGCACCACAUUGGCUUGUAAUGAGUCAUAGAUAUCUGGCAUUCUUCCGAUUACCAACAAAAAGCUAUCUUAUUUUUCAGUCAUAAGCACUGUAGCUACAGUUUUGAAUGAUGUGUAACCUAGUUUCACCUCUUAUUUUUAAUUGUUUUUAUUGACAUGUUGAAUUCACAGUCUCGAUAAAGGUUUUACAAAUUAGGAUAGCUUGUCUGCCUCUCCUCUCCCUUCUCCUGCAACAGUCUUCAGGAUUUCACAUCCAUGCAUCCUAGGGCUAGGCCCUUAGGCCACCAAGGCUUCCAUUUCUUCCAUCAUAUCAUCUCGAGUAGACAGUCAGGUAUUGCGUGUUUAUUUCUGACCAUGGGGUGUAAUAAGCAUUCUCCAACUCCAUGUUUUUUGUCACCCUUAUAUGCCAGUAGCCAAACUAUCCAGUUUGUUUUCACAGAAGUGGAAGAUGACAAUCUACCAUGCAGCAUCUGCCAUUUCACCUUCUUGAAGCUGCACUCUACUGUACCCUGCAUUGAGGACCUGAUAACUAGGAAUGCUUUUGAAAUGUACUCAACAUUUGCUGCCAUUUUCCUCAGGUGUUUUAGGAGGACUUUCAGAAAAACAUAUUGAGCAGGAAUAGAACGAGACCCUUGAAUGACGGUUCCAUUUUCACAAAUACUUUUUGUUCAACAGUUUUUAUUUUUUAUUUUUUUUUAAUUACAUUUGAAUGUUCAGCUCUUAUUGCUCAUUCGCUGUCUCGUUUUUAUUCCAGGAAGUUCCCUCUGAAGCAGGGAGUGUCUGCAUAUAAAAUGGUCUGCAGUUCUCUGCUUCAUAGAUGCCACCACCGUCUCCUCUUCUAUGACCAUGGGAGGCCCUCGCAGUGCUUUUCCCACCUCUUCCAGCUCCAUCGUGCACUCCACUACUUCAGCCACCGACCAGACCUCUGCUCACACCGGCAUCGCUGCUCCAGACGAAGGUGUAAGUAGCAGAGCGGUGCCGGAGAUGCUUGGCGCCGAGGGCGGGACUGGCAACAGUGGGAGUGCUGGUGGCGGCAGGGCUGGUGGCGGCAGGGCUGGCGGCGAGAAAGGAGGAGGGGCCGGAUCCCUAGGUGGAGGAGGAAGAGGGGGGGCAUCCCAGGAGGCCCAGCAGCACCACCAGAUGACCCCCUCCAAGCGGCGGACGGUGCUGAAUAUCUCGCCUCCGCCCGAGGACCUGUUUGACGACAGCCGCAUGUCCUGCCAGGAGGAUCAGCUCCAGGACUCCGAGCAGAGCAACAGCAUCUGGAUGGAUGACUCCGCCUCCAACUUCAGCAUCGUCAGCUCCAGCUCCUACAACGACAACACAGAGGUGCCCCGGAAGUCCCGCAAGCGCACCCCCCGCCAGCGACCCGGCCCCAAGCCUGCCUCGGCCGAGGAGGCCAGCAUGGACGUGUUUGAUGCAGACAGUGCCAAAGGGCCUCACUUUGUGCUCUCACAGCUGGGCUCAGACAGCAAGGCCUGUACCAAAGGAAGUUCGGCAGAUGGCUCCCAAACAACCCAUCAGAAAGGUGGGACCCUAGCGAGCCAGUUCCCUCAGAAGAGUGAGGGAAAGGAGCUGAAGAUCCUGGUCCAGCCUGAGACCCAGCACAGAGCCCGCUACCUGACUGAGGGCAGCAGGGGGUCAGUGAAGGACCGCACUCAGCAGGGCUUCCCCACCCUAAAGCUGGAGGGUGUGAAUGAGGCAGUAGUGCUGCAGGUGUUUGUGGGUAAUGACGCUGGGCGUGUGAAGCCACAUGGGUUCUACCAGGCCUGCAGGGUGACGGGGCGCAACACUACGGCCUGCAAGGAGGUGGACAUCGAGGGCACCACUGUCAUUGAAGUGUCCCUGGACCCCAGCAAUAAUAUGACCCUGGCGGUGGACUGCGUGGGGAUCCUGAAGCUGCGUAACGCUGAUGUGGAAGCUCGUAUCGGGGUGGCCGGCUCCAAAAAGAAGAGCACGCGUGCCAGGCUGAUGUUUCGGGUCAACAUCCCCAGGCCGGACGGCUCGGUGCUCACAUUACAGACACCGUCGUCCCCCAUCCUGUGCACCCAGCCUGCAGGGGUGCCUGAGAUUCUGAAGAAGUCCCUCCACAGUUGCUCGGUGAGGGGGGGUGAGGAGGUCUUCAUCAUUGGGAAGAACUUCCUCAAGGACACCAAAGUCAUAUUCCAGGAAAAUGUAUCAGAUGAGAAGUCUUGGAAGGCAGAGGCUGAAAUUGACAUGGAGCUGUUUCACCAGAAUCACUUGAUUGUGAAGGUUCCUCCUUACCAGAACCCAGCCAUCGCGUCUGCAGUGUGUGUGGGAAUCUACGUGGUAACCAAUGCUGGCCGAUCCCACGACGUGCAGCCUUUUACAUACACUCCAGAACCAGUGGACAUAUCUGUGAAGAAAGAAGUUCCAUCUCCAGGCAAGCCCUGCUCUUUUGAUCAACGGAUGAAAGUAAUUGAUGGUGCCUUGAUGCCCCCAAUGUUGCCUCUUGUGAAGAGAGAAGAGGUCACUCCAAUGGAGGUCUCCAGCAACCUCCCUUCUGCUGGCGUGUUCAAGCGGACCCCCGAUGUCAUGUGUUCGGCCCAGCAGACGCUGGACAUGAGUUCCAACCUUCCCCCCAACAACAGCCCGUUCUCCAACUCCUUGCCGCGGCCUGCCAGUGACCCUGACGAAUCCCAAACAGCAGUCUUCAACACUGCAGAGGCCCUGAGCACCAUACAGAAGCAGGACAUCGCUCCCACCAACUCCUUUCCCGUGCCUGCAGACUCUCUACUCCAACCUGGGCCUCAGCAGUUCCUCCUGGAGCCCAGAGAGGGGCUGGGGCAGGACAGGGCUGGCAACAAUGCUGGGGCGGUAGGGAGGCUCAGUCAACAGGUGGAGGCCCCUCAACCUGCCCCCCAGCAGCACCAGCUGCCCAUAUUCCCCCCAGACGAUGUGGCCCAACUGGAACAAGCAGUGAGACAACUGCAGGCCAAAGGGUACUGCAGCCAGCAGCAACAGCGACAACAGCAACAGAUUCAACAACAACAAAUUCAGCAACAACAGCAGCAACAAAUACAGCAACAACAAAUACAGCAACAGCAACUACAGCAACAGCAACUACAGCAACAGCAACUACAGCAACAGCAACUACAGCAACAACAACAGAUUCAGCAGCAACAGAUUCAACAGCAACAAAUUCAACACCAGCAGCAACAACAGCAACAGCAAGUGUUGGAGAACCUGCGGCAGGAGCUGUUUAAAUCACAGAUGCCAAUGCGGUGUGGCAUAUUCCAGGGCGGUUCUCGAGGUGAGAACGCUGAACAGCAGGGUUCCCAGCAGGGCAUGGUACAGAACCAUGGUUCCCUCUUUCAGCAGGCCCAACAGCAGCAGAGGCAACAACAGAAACAGCAGCAGCAGCAGCAAGCAGCACUCUUUCAGCAAGCCAAUGAGCUCCUCUCCAUUCAGACCAACUUCCUCCAUCAGACCCCUUCUCAUCCCUCUCCACCCCUCUUCCAUAACCCCAGCCCCCUGGCUGAGGCACAGGACCCACAGGGGGCACUGUUCCACACUCAGAAGGCCUCUCCCACUCAGGAGCAGGUCCAGGCAACCCUCUUCCAGAACACCCUGACAGUGUUGAGUAGGACCAGCCUCUCCCCAGAGCAGCCCCCCUCUGCCGCCAACCUAUUCCUCCCCCAGAGUACCCUGCCCGGGCAGCUCUCCGCUAGCGGCAGCCAGCAGCAGCAGCUGGCCUUCCUCAGUGCCCUGCAGACCUCUGCCCCUGAACCCCAGUCAGUGUUCCAGGCACAGACCCAGAUUUCCCCCAUCCAGCAGGGGACCCCCAUGGAGCAGCAGCAGCCCUCCCAGCCCCAGCCUCAGCCACCUCAGCAGAACUCCAUGUUUCAGAACAUCUCCCCUCAUCCACCUGCAAACACUCUCUCUCAGACGCAGCAGGCCGGCCUACUGUUCUGCAGCAACCCCCUCUCCACUCCAGAGCAGCCCCCCAGUCUGCUGUUCAGUGGCCAGAUGCCCCCCAUGAGCAGCAGCAGCCUGAACUCUCAGGAGCCCCAAAACCCCUCCAUGCUGUUCUCUCAGGCCAGCAUGGUGACGGUUAGCCAGCAGGAAUCCUCUGAGCCCAUGGCCUUCCAGGACCAGAGCCAGGUGGUGGGGAACCCCUCAGAGCCUCGCCAGCAGGGCCUGUUCCAAGAGCAGCAGCCCAUGCAGCUGGUCACCAGCUCCAACAACGGCCCAGAGCAGCCCGUCUCUCUCUUCAUGCCCCAAUCCAACAUGGCUGCCCUGCAGGGUUGCAUGGCUGCCCAGGAGCUCCCGCAGACAAGCAUCUUCAGCACUCAGAAUGGGGUGGCAGGCCUGCAGACCACCACCUCCUCCCCCGUGCAGCAGCCAGGGUCUCUGUUCCAGACAGCAGUCAGUGGGAGCCUUAACCAGCCCAGCGAGGCCCAGCAGCCAGGCCUCUUCCUCUUUGGGAUUCAGAACGAGUGUGGCCAGCUGAUAAACUCUCCUGGAACCACUCUGUCUGAUCAGAUCAUUGCCAUCAGUCAGUCUGGUCAGAACCAGAGAGAGAGCGAGGCCCAGAUCCAGUCGCUGCUCAACCAGUCCAUGUCUGAGUCAGGGAGCAUGCAGAACAGCAUGACCGCCUCCCAGAACAUGGAGAAGAUAGAUGACCUGCUUGUCAGCCUGCAGGAGCAGGGCAACAACCUCACUCGCUCCUACUAGGCCUGCUAUAGGUUUCAGGAGCCCAGAAGACCCCCAGUGUGGACCCCCAUUACAGAUGGCAGAAGACCCCCCACGGUGUGGACCCCCAUUACAGACGGCAGAAGACCCCCCCCCGGUGUGGACCCCCAUUACAGACGGCAGAAGACCCCCCCGGUGUGGACCCCCAUUACAGACGGCAGAAGACCCCCUGGUGUGGACCCCCAUUACAGACGGCAGAAGACCCCCCCGGUGUGGACCCCCAUUACAGACGGCAGAAGACCCCCCGGUGUGGACCCCCAUUACAGAUGGCAGAAGAAUGAAAACAAACUCAACGGUGGGCUCCUGUCCGAACUCCAAGUUACAUGUAAGCCUCAGCGGCCUUUUUCUCCGAGGACAGUCUUCAUGUGUAGAUGCUCCACAGUGGCGCCGAGCGGGGCACCAGUUCUCCACUGCAUCUAAACCUGGACCUCAAAAUAGGACAUAGGUUGUAGUUAUCCCACAACUGUCAGUGUGUUCAGUGUAUCUCGCAGCUAGUCGCCUCCAGCUCUUAAUGAAACGUGACACUAUGUAAUGUUUGGCUAACUCAUCAGUUCUCAGAGCAGCACUUUGCGGUGUGGUUUUAUAAGGAUGGUGGUGGAAGCUAGCACAGCAUUCUGUCUUCUCCAGGACCAGAGUGUGGGCUCACAAUUGUUUAUAACGCAUUGUUGUCCUUUUUAUACGAUAUUAAAAGUAUUUUAGGAAAUAGCAAAAGAAAAUGUACAAUUAGUGAAAAAUAACCUUUGUAAGAUAUUUUGACUUUAGUUCUUAUAGCACUUUACGAUGCUUUCCUUUUGUGGCCAGUUACUCAUUAAGUUGGCCUAUGCAUUCGCUAGUCAGCUAUUUAGUCAGUACAUCUCGACAACUUUAUUACUCAUGCAUGUGUUUUGAGUUAUGGCUUUAGUUUUUUUUAUUGUUCCUUUCAUGAAAUUCCAGUUUCUUAUUGGCAGCCAACUUCCCAUUACCCCUUCCUGAGAAUAACUCAAGUAUUUCAGUAUUACACCAUGGAUAUCUUUCCCUGAUUAGACUCUGGAGUACGAGAGAUGCUCUAGAUUAGGGUCAAUGUGGAUCAAGAGAAAAAAAAAAAUCCAGUCUUUAAAUUAUUCAUUUCCAGUCUACAUAAAUAAUAGGCCUACAUUUUGAAUAGAUCAUAACCAUAUAUGUGUACUAUAUACCAGUGCGCACGGUUGUCUGAUUGAUGUAAUUAAAGAGUAUAUUGUUAUUUGUAUCAUUCUAUCGCAAAUGUAGAUAAUGUGUUGUUUUGUAAUGAUGUCUCCAUGGAAGAUGUUUGUAUUCGCUCACGUCUGGCACGCACAAACUGGACUUUUAUCCAUAGAUCAGAGAGGAGUUUUCCGUAUGUUUGUCUUACUGUAAAACACCAACUCUCUUGCCUACAGUGGGCCACCCCAGGACCUGAGUCAAGGCCUCAAGUCACAGCCUCGUUUUUCGUCUUCAUGAAUGGCCAGUUUUAUGGCUCAUAUUGAUUGGUGUGUUCAUAUUUGUCGUUUGAGACUCGCCAUGUUUUGACAGGAAGAAAGUGGUGAAAGUGACUGGAGCAGUUAUCUGUUUUGCCUUGACCAUGAAUGGUUGUUUGUAGUUGGAUUAUUAGUGUCAGGCGUGAUAUACAGAUGUAUGAUCUUAAUUUGAUCACUCUUUUGUUGCUGAGAAUUUUCCUGCACUGCAAGAUAUACAAACGUUUUUAUUAUUAUUAUUUGUAUUUUAGUAUAUAUUUUUGUUGUACUUUUUACCCCCAAUUUCGUGAUAUCCAAUUGGUAGUUAGUCUUGUAACAUCGCUGCAACUCUGCAACUGCAACACGACUCUGCCAAGCCGCACUGCUUCUAGACACACAGCUCGCUUGACCCGGAAGCCAGCCGCACAAAUGUGUCGGAGGAAACGCCGUACAGCUGGCGACCAAAGUCAGCCAUGCGUGCGCCCGGCCUGCCACAAGGAGUCUCUAGAGCGUGAUGGGACAAGGACAAAUCCUCCCCUAACCCCUUUUAAAAAGCCUUCUAAAGUUUGUAAUUUCGACUUUGAAAUUUCAGACUUGAUUUACUCUAAUGAAAAAUGUAUCAACCCCUACAAAAAUUUCCAUGAAUUAUAAUCCACAGAAUAAUUCACAUUUCCUUUUGCUGCAGGAUUAUUUUUCUGCUGUAGCAAACUGGCUCAAAUUAAGACCCUACACCUGUACUGCUGCCAAACUGGUUUGUACUUUUAUUCUUUAUGUGAGUAUUGGGCAGGAGUGGAGCCAACAGUAAGAUUGUGUCUUGUUUUUAGUCUGAAUCUGAGUAUACACAUGAACAAGGGGCUGGUCUCUGAUGACAACAAUAACAGCUUCGUUGAGUGCCUCCAUCUUUCUCUCUUAGUGUUGUUGUCUUUUAUUGUGUGUUAACAUUAUUACCUUUUAUUCACUUUAAAAACAAGCAGAUUUUUUAAAUGGAGAGUAUUUAAACUAUUUUUAGUAAUGUGAUUGGUGGGGCCCCAUAUUCUCCAUCCCAGAGCUUGAGCUGUGUUCUUUUAGAUAUUUAAAGGGACCCUACUCAUGAAGAAUGAACCGUUAAGUUGCUUUGGAGAAAAGAGCUGUCUGUGAUUGGCUUUCUUCAACUCUUGUGAAAUACUCGUAGUUUUGUUUCCAAUAGUCAUGAGUAUUUGUAAAUUUUUAUAAGAUUUACAAAUAUUUUAUAUAUUUUUUACUGGUGUAGUUCUAAUACAUCUUUUCAGAAAUCAUAUCUAAUUUAUUUGGUAUUUUUUGUCUUAGAUAUUGUCUAAAUUGUGUCCCACAAAUGACUUGAUGUACAAGUUUGGUUCUGAUUUAACUCUGUAAUUGUAUUAAUAUUAGUUAUGUGGAUUUGGCCCUUCCCCACCUGUUGAAACUGUAGUUGGCUGUGGUCUUGUGUGACAUAUCUGUCAGUGAAGCUUAUCUUCUCCUUGUAGAUGUGAGGACAGGGAUACAACUUUAUGAUUGAGGGAGUUAAAAUAUACCAUGUACACUGAGUCACAUGUACAUUCCUGUGCAUUGUUUUCUUCCCUUUGAUAGAUUUCCGUUCAUAUGCCAGGUUGAGAUCAAUUGUACAGUAUGUUUGUCCAAAUCUGAUAGUUUAAAGUCAAACCCUUGUGAUAUCAUUCGUGAAACAUUGAACCUAUACUGUCACAUCUACAUCUUAUUUCACCUCUUGAAUAAGGAAAGUGCAGGAAGUUAUUGGACAACUAUGCCAGUUAUAAAGCCAUACAGACAGUUAAAACAGCAUCUAUUAAAUAUUUGUUAACAGGGUUUACAAAAAAACUCCAAACGCAGAAUGUGUUUGUUACCUCAACCCGAGCAGGUUGCUAAUCAGGCCACCUUACUCAACAUUGGACCAAUUACAAUGAUAAAGUACAUUCUUUAUAUAUAGUAUACAUACAAUAUUUUGGCAGCAACAUGUUAAUGUUUUGUGUUAUGAAUACACAAUAAGAUUGUUAUUUUCAAGCAUAAGCAAAUUGAGGGAAAAAAUACCUAUUUUCAAAUGUAAUCCAUGAAUAUCCCAUGUUGUAUGAGCUUUGACAAAAUAGGAGGGCUAUUUGUCAAGUAGGCUACAUGUUUUACAGUGAUGAUGACAUGAGUCUUUGUAAUUGAGUGGCGCUAUACUUUAUUGUGCCGGUAAAGGUUUAAUUUAUUGAAGACCUAAAAAUGAAUGACUUUUCCUACUCAACCAAUGACUACAGAAAUGCAGGGGUCACCUUGAAAGUUCAGCUAUAUUUUUACCAUAUUUGCAUCCAGACUAACCAAUGAUUUAUGACAUCACAGUGUACAGCAAAUAUAUUUUAGAAGUAUUGCUCAGUACAUUGGAUGAUAUACUUGUGCCUUGACAAACUUUUAUAGUAGAUACCAGAUUUAUCUUGUACCAGUGCUGCCUGUUUUAUUCACCACUGUGACACUAUUGUCAGUGGUUAUUAGCCCUUGAUAACUAGUAUCUUGUAAGCCAUAAAACUUGUGUGCUUCAAAUGCCGUACAGAAAUGAGUGACCAGAUAAAUGUAUAGUGUUGUGCAAUUUGUUGUGCAUCUGAUUUAUUUUCACGAAAAUAUGAAUUGCAUUUGUUUAACGUCGGUGCAAUUGAAGUUUUGUCUCAAACUGCUAUGCAGCUUGAUUCAAUAUAAAUGUAUAUCUGUUACUUUUUUAAUAUAUAUUGUAUCUAUCUAGCCUCUCUUGAUCAGUGCAAAGGGGAAACUAUAACGAAAUAUUGUAAUUAUGUUAAUUAUUUAUGUAACUUUUUGAAAUAGUAUUGAUACUGUGUGCCACCGGGAUUUGUUUUUAUUUUUAUGAUUGGGAUUGUGUCAGUCAAGACAAACACAUUUCACCUAAUUCAAACAAACUUGUCAUUCAGAAUUUUCAUCAUGGGUGUUUUGUUUUUAUUGUAAAUGUCAUCAGUUAGUCUGUUCACACACUGUUCUGUUUGUGUCCCCUUAACCUGUCUGGCUUUGGUUUGAUGUGAAAGUCUGCUUUAUUUCCAUUCUGGUUUUUUUCUGGUGAUCAGUAGUGAACCUGUUGAUAGCACUGACAGGUUAUAGGUAUGGGGAGUGCAUAUCACCUGUGUGUUUUUAGCUACCAUGUGAACAACUGUUAAAUAUUACCUUUACAAAAAUGAAUCUAUAUAAAAUGUAUUUUUGCUUUUGUUGGGGCAUUUGUAUACUCUUGCAAUUAUAUUUAUGUAAACCUGCUGGUAUCUAUAUUAAUAAAGAUAGAUGAUACGUU
Molecule: messenger RNA, 14051 nt
Organism: Salmo salar (Atlantic salmon)
Lineage: Eukaryota; Metazoa; Chordata; Actinopteri; Salmoniformes; Salmonidae
Source: RefSeq, a predicted model, not a curated record